AUGGUUCUCAUUUGGCAGCCACCAACAGAACGACUGCUCCAGUUCCUGCUGUGCUGGUUCCUAGGAUCAGUGGCACCCAGUCCUGUUGACCAGCAUGCUACAGAGGAGACAAAGCUGCUUUGCGCCAACAUGAAGACGUUCGCCAACGAUGCCAAUAAGAUCAUAUUUGGCCACCAAGAGGACACGUGGCUCGGGGCAUCGGGAGGAAGAGCACCCUAUCAGUACUCUGACUUGAAGCAUAAUGGAAGCAUUAAUGGAUGGAUUUUUAUUCUUCAACAAGCACAGGCCGGUGACCCCGAUGCCUUAUCGGACGUUCUGGAAAUGACCGGGCAGCGACCAGCCCUCACAGGGUUUGACUUCUUCCAGCUUGAUGACGACCACAUGUUCACCAUGUCCUACCUGGCGAAGCUGGCUCAUGCCAAAGGCCAGAUAAUCACAGUAACACAGCUUCUGGACAAUCCCAUCACCAACGGGUCAGCCUGGGUGGAGAAAGAUCAUGGUCAGUUUCCUCACAUUGUGAGACGUCUUUUGCCAGGAGGAGACUUUAACCAUGUGUACAGGCAGAACCUGGAUAAAAUUGCUGACUGGGCUCUAAACCUUAAGGAUUCGAAAGGUAGACUGAUUCCUAUCAUAUAUCGAGCACUGCAUGAACAGAAAGGAGAAUGGUUCUGGUGGGGGUUGAAUAACAAGGCUCACAACACACCUCAAGAUGUCCAGAACCUUUACAGAUACCUUGUAAGUUACCUACGAGAUACGAAGGGAGUGCACAAUAUUCUCUAUGCUAUAUGUCCAGACAAAUUCAAGGAUGAAGCCGAUUAUCUGAAGGUAUAUCCUGGCGAUAACUAUGUUGAUAUAAUAGGAACAGACUACUAUUUCGAUAACGGUAGUCAUCCAUCGACUGAAGACUUCAAGCGCACUUUGGAGCAGGUUGUGGACAUUGCGGAGCGACGUGGGAAAACAGCUACUCUAACGGAAACCGGCAUUCGUUAUAAUGGACUUGACAAGGUCCACAACUUCUGGAAUGACCAUAUCCUUGACGUGAUCAAAUCCAGUCCUAGGGCGAGUCGUAUAGCCUAUGUCUACGCCUGGUCAAAUCACUGUUUCGGACAGGGAAGAUGCGAGGUCUACAUUCCUUAUAAAGGGCAUCCAUCUGAAAAGUAUUAUGUGAACAAUUUCUUCAAAGACUCUAUGACAUAUUUUCUCAAUAGAAUAGGGAAUAUAUUUUCUUGA
Messenger RNA from Haliotis rubra (blacklip abalone), 1230 nucleotides. RefSeq names its product mannan endo-1,4-beta-mannosidase-like. Gene Ontology annotation, molecular function: mannan endo-1,4-beta-mannosidase activity. The coding region runs from base 1 to 1230 and encodes 409 amino acids. The record is from RefSeq and is a predicted model, not a curated record. The transcript has 3 exons. Gene Ontology annotation, biological process: substituted mannan metabolic process. NCBI's taxonomy places the organism in Eukaryota, Metazoa, Mollusca, Gastropoda, Lepetellida, Haliotidae.